UAUAGUAAUUUUAUUUUUAUUAUAUUUUAAUUAAUUUGUUGUUUAUAUUAUAAAUUGUGGUUUUGAAAAGUCUAAUUUAUUUAUUUAAAUAGAUGUUUAGGCACAUUGUUCUUGUCAAUGGACGAGUCAAAGUUGACUAUGACGAACGACGUAGGCGUCUAACAUGUCCUCAAGUUCGAGCUAUGUUGACUCGCUUCAAACGUGCACUCAUUCGUACCCGGUGCCCGAUUACUAUCCACAAAUGGAAGUAUAUCCCCCGCAAUGUGAAGCACGAGGAACAACUCUCGACCGAGUUCGAUAUUGGUUAUGGUGAACCGCAAACGUUUGACUAUAUUUAUGGGCUGCGGACGGCACAGUUCAAAGAGUGGAUGUUCAAGCUACGCAACUACUAUGCUGAUAAAGAAAGUCAUCAACGAGCUCUGAACAAUCCGCCAAAUGAAUUUCAGAAUAAGAGGGAGCAGUGGACGUGGCUAUGCGAAUUUUUUGACUAUUUUUAAUAUUUUUUUUUUGUUGGUAUUUUUCAAAGGAGAGUUACUU
Molecule: messenger RNA, 537 nt
Organism: Malus domestica (apple)
Lineage: Eukaryota; Viridiplantae; Streptophyta; Magnoliopsida; Rosales; Rosaceae
Source: RefSeq, a predicted model, not a curated record